AUGUCUGUUAAGUCGGAUGAAGCCACUGAUGAUGAGAUUAAAGCCUACGAAAAGGGGAUCAAGGCUGACGAGAUGACUAGAUGCUACAUUCUUGCCUCUAUGGCAAAUGUGUUGCAGCAUCAACAUCAAUCCAUGACUACUGCAUAUGAUAUGUUUAAAUCUCUCAAAGAGAUACUUGGUGAGCAAAAUCGUCCUGUAAAGCAUACGGUCAUGAAAGCUCGUUUGACCAUAAAAAUGGUUAAAGAAACUUUAGUAAGGGAACAUGUUUUUAAAAUGAUGAGUUUGUUGAAUGAGCUGAAAAUUCUUAAUGCGGUUAUUGAUAUGGAAUCUAAGGUUGAAAUGGUCCUGCAGACUCUGCCGGACAGUUUUCAGCAGUUUUGCUUGAAUAAUAAUAUGAAUAAUAUGGACUUAUCUCUUGCAAAAUUGUUGAAUGAGGAGCAAACGGCAAAAUCUAUCAUUAAGCAACAAGAUCCUCCUGCGGCUUUGAUGGUUGAAAAACCUUCAGCUUCGACUUUUAAGCUGAAAGGCGAAAAGAAAAAAAAAGCUUCGUAA
Capsicum annuum is the source of this 552-nucleotide messenger RNA. RefSeq lists its product as uncharacterized. The transcript has a single exon. The coding region runs from base 1 to 552 and encodes 183 amino acids. The record is from RefSeq and is a predicted model, not a curated record. Lineage: Eukaryota; Viridiplantae; Streptophyta; Magnoliopsida; Solanales; Solanaceae.